CAGCGGCUUUAUUUUUUAAUUGUGUUGCAUUUCACGCCUGCUGAAAAGAGCGCGAUUCACGCUACUGUCAAGCUAAAACAAUUUUACAACACUGUCGAUGACGUUAUUUAUUUAUAUUCAGAAAUUUCGUCACCUCAGUUAAGUUUUUGUCGUUUUGUAGAGAAUAAUAUUAGAAUUUUCGUUAAAAAAAUGUCGGGCGACAAUUUUGACACAUUAAGUAAUAAGGAGCUACAUACAAAAUGUUUGGAAUAUGGAUUGCCAGACAUACCAGUUACAAACACCAGUCGAAGUGUUAUUUUGAAAAGAUUGCGCGUUGCGUUUUAUGGUUCGCCUAAGGUUGACACCAAAGCAAAAAAGACAACAACACGCCGUGAAACAGUGCAUGUUUCCACUCCUGCUCAAACAAAUAAAACUAAGUUAAGCAAUAUUACGGAAAAUACUUCCGAUUCAAGCAACAAUAACACUGUGACAACAGCAAAAAAUCGUUAUACUGCGGACUAUGCUUAUAAUUUUAGCAUUUCACCAACUCAGCGUACUGGCACGGACUUUAGUAUUAAUAAUCAAAACACGUAUGAAAGAACCUAUGAACGCAGUGUACCAACACUCACUACAAACUCGCAAACAACUAAUACAAAUGAUAACACUUAUGUUAGUCCAGUUAUAAGCGAAGGAGGAAAUUCGCGUGACUCUCCACAUUUAAGGCGUUCAGUGUCAUUAACCAAAUCGCGAGUGUUAACAACCUCCUAUAAUCAAGAAGCACCACAAAGAAAAAGAAUUGAAACAUCCGAUAUUGGUGAAGAUGAAUAUGAAGAAGAAGAAGAGGAUGAGGAUAUCGAAAUGAUUGAUGCGCCCAGUAAUACGUAUGGUUUUAAUAGAGCAAGUCAAAACUACUCUUAUGGUUCACCAGAAAUAAAACCACAAACUGAAUUUAAAAUGCCGAAACCAAUACAAAGUAACCCCCUUGGCUUUGAACGUGGUUAUAGCACACAGAAACAGGAUUUCAAUUAUAUCACAAGUGAAGUGAAGAAACCAACGACUGAACCGAGAUAUUCCAAUUUGAGUUCAACUUCUUCAUACCAUAGCGUUUUGAACUCAACUCCUUACGAAUAUCUAAGUGACUCGAAAUUAGGCUCUGCUUCGUCACCAAGCAUGCAGUACGGUUUUUCGACAGCAGUAAAUACACCACCACUCGGCAGUUUAAAUAAUGUUCGGAAAGAAAAUACAUUGUAUCCAAAUUUGCCUCAAUCGCUAUUUCUAAGCAAUUCAACAGCAAAUCCAGACUACCUCAGCAAUACAUAUCAGUCAAAUGCUCCAAUUCGUAAACGUGGACGUAAUACUUUGAAUACUCAACAUAAAUACGACACUAAUAGCGAAGUAGAUGCUGGCCAUAGCAGUGACGAUUAUCCAGAAACAUUCAAUAACUAUCAGCGAAGAACUGAGCAUCUAACAAGUAGUUUCAACAAACCUUUAGCACGUGCUGACCGAUCAACUUUACAUUAUGAAUCUCCAAAAACUCGACGUCCUAUUAAUACUGAUGAUGAUGAUGAGCCGAUACGUCAGUUCUUUCAAACGUUGGAACGAAAAUAUCAUCUGAAACAGAGCUUGGCCAUAAUUUUGUGCUUUGUACUGGUUGCAUUUAUAUAUGCUUUCUUUUUGCAUUAAUUUGAAAUUAAAAAUAUAUGUUUUGAUAUUACUUA
Molecule: messenger RNA, 1697 nt
Organism: Teleopsis dalmanni
Lineage: Eukaryota; Metazoa; Arthropoda; Insecta; Diptera; Diopsidae
Product: LEM domain-containing protein Bocksbeutel
Exons: 1
Coding region: 190-1662 (490 amino acids)
Source: RefSeq, a predicted model, not a curated record